Glycine soja is the source of this 1304-nucleotide messenger RNA. RefSeq names its product transcription initiation factor IIB. The record is from RefSeq and is a predicted model, not a curated record. The coding region runs from base 124 to 1065 and encodes 313 amino acids. Gene Ontology annotation, cellular component: nucleus; transcription preinitiation complex. The transcript has 7 exons. NCBI's taxonomy places the organism in Eukaryota, Viridiplantae, Streptophyta, Magnoliopsida, Fabales, Fabaceae. Gene Ontology annotation, biological process: DNA-templated transcription initiation; transcription preinitiation complex assembly. Gene Ontology annotation, molecular function: TBP-class protein binding.
GAAGAUUUUCUCUUCGCUGCGGUAGUUGGCUCUCUCUCUUUCUCUCAUAAAAACACUCCGAGUACAAAGACCCUCUCUCCUCUCCUCUUUGCAUUCGAGUGAAAGAAGCGAAGAAAAAGAAACAUGUCAGACGCGUUCUGCAGCGACUGCAAGAGGCAGACGGAGGUGGUGUUCGACCACUCCGCCGGCGACACGGUGUGCUCGGAGUGCGGCCUCGUCCUCGAAUCCCACUCCAUCGACGAGACCUCCGAGUGGCGCACCUUCGCCAACGAGUCCGGCGACAACGACCCCAACCGUGUCGGUGGGCCCUCCAAUCCCCUCCUCACCGACGGAGGCCUCUCGACCGUCAUCGCCAAGCCCAACGGCGGCGGCGGUGGCGAGUUCCUCUCCUCCUCCCUCGGCCGCUGGCAGAACCGCGGCUCCAACCCCGAUCGCGCCCUCAUCCAAGCCUUCAAGACCAUCGCCACCAUGUCCGAUAGGUUGGGACUAGUUGCGACCAUCAAGGAUCGGGCAAAUGAGAUAUAUAAGAGGGUUGAAGAUCAAAAGUCUAGUAGAGGAAGAAAUCAAGAUGCUUUAUUGGCUGCUUGUCUCUACAUCGCUUGCCGACAAGAAGACAAACCUCGUACUGUAAAGGAAAUUUGCUCUGUUGCCAAUGGGGCCACAAAGAAGGAAAUUGGCCGAGCAAAAGAAUACAUAGUAAAACAACUGGGUUUGGAGAAUGGUAAUGCUGUGGAGAUGGGUACAAUACAUGCAGGGGACUUUAUGAGGCGAUUCUGUUCUAAUCUUUGUAUGAAUAAUCAAGCUGUUAAAGCUGCUCAGGAAGCUGUGCAGAAAUCAGAAGAAUUUGAUAUAAGGAGGAGUCCCAUAUCAAUUGCUGCAGCAGUUAUAUACAUCAUAACUCAGCUUUCUGAUGAUAAGAAGCCUCUCAAAGAUAUAUCACUUGCCACAGGCGUUGCAGAAGGAACAAUUAGGAACUCCUACAAGGAUCUUUAUCCUCAUGUUUCCAAAAUAAUACCAAAUUGGUAUGCUAAGGAGGAGGAUUUAAAGAACCUUUGCAGCCCUUGAAUUGUAGAGCAGAAUAUUACCAUCCAUAUUAACAAUUUACAAGUUAUAAUGUCAUUAGAGCAUUCUGUUUCAGAUGUAACUGAACUGGUUAUUACAAAUCAAAGUGCCGUUUUUAUUCAUUGCCGUCGAUCGCACCAUUUUUUAAACCCUCCUAAUUUGAGUACUCGUUGGGAGCAAGCAACAUACAAUGUAUGAAUUUCUUGAUUAUGGUAAAACAUCAGAGUUAUUUUUUGCUGUCA